Messenger RNA from Equus caballus (horse), 4640 nucleotides. Lineage: Eukaryota; Metazoa; Chordata; Mammalia; Perissodactyla; Equidae. The record is from RefSeq and is a predicted model, not a curated record.
AUGGAAGAUGUGGGGGAAGAGAAGAUGAUCGCGCCCCCGCACCCCACCCAGCAGCCUCCGCCCCGCGAGGGGCUGGAGCGGGAGCUGGCAGCAGAGCAGGCCUCUGUGACGGCGGAGGCUGCAGGAGCUGGGGCGCCCAGCCGCGCCUGGGCCUCUGCUGCCACCCAGAGGCUGAACGGAGCAGCACAGGCGGCCGAGCAAGUCUUGCCGCAACCCGGAGGCGGAGCUCCUCUCCCCGGGGACUCGCCAUGGUACCAGCCCCGGCUUUACCGCAGGCCCAUUUCCCAGGGACUUCUCAGUGAAGACAGAGGCCGAACCACAAGGCUCCCCUUUCUGUCCCAGAAUUGUCAUCUCAUCCAGCAGGACAGCAUUUCGCAACAGCAGGCCACCAGCAGGUCCAGAGUCCCGCCGUGUUUACGUUUGGACGGACACACUCCCUGUCCCAUGUUCAAGUCCCAAGGAAGGACCCUUAGUAGGUCAGUGCGGGUGACGCUGUCACCUUGGGCCAAUCGACUGAGCAAGGCAGAGGCCCCAGAAGCGCAGAGAGCCCAGGCAGAGUGGCAGGUGCCGGCCAUUGGACAUUGGGCCUGCCUACCGUACAUCACCAUGCUUUACCGAGGUCCUCUCAGUCACCAGAAUGGAGCAGGCCGAGGACACACGGGCUGAGUGCUGACAGCAUCGACUGCGUGUGCUGACCACCUGAUGGAACAAGGUUUCAAAGCCAGAUCUGUCUGAUCGUUUUCACUAAGCCAUGUGGUCUCCACCCUAGACCAGGACUGAGCAGAGGUUCUGAGCAUCCAGGGCAAGGCCCAAAGGGAGGUCCCUGGUCCUGGAAUGCCAGCAGGGGGAAUGCAGUGGCCUGUGGCCAAAGCUACAAGAACGGCACUUCAGCCUCUCAAUCCUGUGAAAAGGGGCCCCACGGGGACCUCUGCUGCCCCCAGACAGCAGGGCACUAGGUGACUGGGACCAUCGAUUCUGCCUGACUGUGGGCCUGGCUGGAGGGAUGAGGAGGCAGGAAAGCGUGAGGCCCCCCGUCUCGAGGAUGGUAGGUCUUACUGCUGCCACAACCCGAGCCACCCAGAAAGAGAGGAGAGAGACCCAGGGGUGAAGCCAGCUCCGGCCCCUCAGGCUGAGCUCGGGAGCACAGAGAGAACUGGCAGAACUGGUGGGGUGGGACUAGGGGACCCAGAAAAGAAGUAGGUCAUAGAGGAAGAACCUAUGAGUAGCCACCUGGGGCCCCAGGGAACUAAAACAGGAAUGUCCACCCUGCCAAUCAGAGAGCAGCAGCCUGCAGAGCGGGGAAGCAAAUGAGGGGCAGUGGGCACCCCAACCGUGGCACAGAUGCUUUCCCCAGAUCCUCCCCCAUCACCCCCACGACAACUCUGUCACCCCCGUCCUACAGAAAGGAAACUAAGGCUCCGAAAGGAGAAGCGAUUCGACCAAGGCCACAUGGCUAGGGAGUAGGAGCGGGGUUUGAACCCCCACCUGUGUGGGUUCUGUCUGCCGCACGGCUCUCCGCCCUUCCCAGCGCUGCCUCUUCUCUGCCGGGCCUGCCUCCCACCCUCCCGACCCCACCUCCUUCCUAGACUCCUGCCAUCCCACGGCUCCCCUCCUUUUGCAAAAGGAACAGUCCGCGAAGUCUCACCGGGGGAUGGGAACUCGAAACUCUUCGUUUCCAGGAGCAAAGCUUCCUUCUCCCCGGAAGGAGCAGGCUUCCCAGCUAAAGUGGCCAAGGCCUCACUAAAACACAGAUGAGCAGCCAAGGAAGCUCUCCCAGGGGCUGGGCCCCGCUCUCCCCCCAGGACCUACGGGACCGGGUCUCCCCCACGCCCCUCUGGGUCAUAAGCGACUAGAGUGCAGGAACCAGAUCUGCAGCAUCCGUGGAUCCUUCCUGUGAUGGUGAAAGAUUGGGCUGCUCAGGCCCACAGGCCAUUCACCUCUCCCCCGUUUCCCCUAGCAGAGCCAAGACAGGCUCUCCCAAAGACUGUCACCAAAUACCGAGGGUAAGAAACCACAAAGCAGCAUCAACUCAGCCUCACCGCCAGAAAUUGGUCCUAGCUGAGAAUAACAGCAGCUAGCAUGCAUUAGGUGUUUAGUAUGGGCCAGGCUUCCGUGUUUUAUAUCUUUUUAUUCAUCUAACCUUCACAAUAAUGCUAUGAGGAAGGUACUAUAGUGGUCUCCACAUUCCAGAUGAAGAAACCGAGGCACAGACAAGCUAAGAAACUUGCUCAGGGUUGCACAACCAGUAAGUAGGAGAGCUGGGACUGGAAUUCAGUGAGCACAGCUCCAGAGCCCGUGCUCUUGAAACAAUAUUGCUUCAACACCUUCGUGCCCAAGGAUUGGCAAGGCUUUUGGCUCCUUUACUCUUGAUAGACAGAAUCAUUCAUUCAGCAUCAAUCACUCAUUAGGCACCUACUGUAUGCCAGGCACUGUGCCAGAUGGUGGAGAUGGAGCAGCGAGCAUGAUUCCCAGGGGCCUGGUCCCCUUGAUGACUCCAGUCUAAAGGAGGAGAGGACAUUAAACACACCAGCACACCCGUAACUCUACGAAUGCAGUCAUGAUAGGGUUACAACGAAGAAGCACAUGCCGAGAGAAUACAUAACAAAGAAGCUAAGAAGCUGACCUAUUUCAGCGGUCAAGGAAGGCUUUUCUGAGAGUUACAUUUAAAUGGAGUUCUGGAACUUGAGUUGAUGCUAGCUCAGAAAAAAUGAGGAAAGAACAUUAAGGCAUGUGCAAAGGCCCUGAGGUAGGAAAGAGAUUCCUCUGUUUUAGAAAGUGAAAGAAGGUCACUGCAGCUGGAGCACAAAGAUGGAAGGGAAGAGGCUGAGAACAAAGGGUGGCAGAAGUGGGAUCGUGCAGGACUUUAUAGACCAUAUUAGCAAUGGGAGAUUUUAUUUCAAAACAAUGGGGAGCCAUUAAAAGGCCUUGAGCAGAUUUUUUUAAAAUAUGAUUUGCAUUUUCCAAAGAUGACUGCUGUGUGUGGACCACUAAUUGGAGAGGGGCAAAGUGAACAGGGAGUUGUUACAUGUAUGAUGCGUGUAGAGCAUUUGGCCUAGUUUCUGGCACAGAUGAGGCGCUCAAUAAUAAAGCUGACGUGAUUAUUACCCCCUUUUCCAGCUUUUCCUCCUCUCCUGAGUCAUGUGGCUGGGCGCCACCUUGGCCCCACAGGCCAACCUAUCUUGCUCCCCCAGAACCAAAAGCUCACUCUCCUUUGAGAACAGUAGGUGUGAUGGUUAACUGGUGGGGUAUCAGGCCACAUAGCUGUCCUGCCCUCUGUCUGCUACAUUCAGAAGGGAGCCUGGGGGGGUGGCUGCUCUCCAGAAGAGAGUCCCCUCCCACCCACUCCACACCCAUGGACCGGGGAACCCAGCAGAGCUGGCCCGGCGGGGAGGCCAGGACCAUCUAGGAAGCUGAGGCUGAGUAGGGGUCAGUCUGAGCCAGAAGAACACGUCAACCGUGAUGGGAAGAGUCAGGAAUGCCUGGCUAAGGGUUGGGGGACACAGAGAGCCAAGCAAGGCCAGAGCACCAGGGAAAGCAGUAGGGAGGGGAAAGGAUGCCGGGUGUAGAGUGAAACGGCUCUGCAGAGGCUCCUCCCUGCCAUCCGCGUGUCUGUUCCCAUCUUCCCGGAAGAAGCAAACUCUUCUUCAGCCCUCAUCCCUCUGCCUACCGCCCUCUGCCCUCCCUUCCUCCCUCCCUCUCAGGCUUCCUGAAAAGGCGCGAUCUGUACUUCCUCCGCCCUCUGCCCUCUAGCUUCUGGCCCCACCGCACUGCUGAAAUUACUCUGGCGAAAGUCACCAGGGACCCACUGGGCCUCUCCGCAGGGGACUCUCCUGGAUGCUCUUUCACGACAUUCUCCCCUCACCUGCCUGCCCCGGUCUCUCUGUCCCUCGCUGUUCUUUCUCCUCCACGGGCAGCUCUGUCUUGCCUGCUUCCUAAAAUGUUGGGGCUCUGCCUGGAGCCUCCUCUCUUCUCACUCAGCGCGCUCUCCCCAGGGCCCCCGUCCAGUCCAGUGGAUCCCACCCCCUCGGGGCUGAGGACUCCCAAAGUAUGUCUGUCUCUGGCCAUUGCUGCCAACUGCUGGCUGUCCUCCACACCAUCCCAUUCGGCACAUGGAACACUGGACCCACUAACUCCCAAACAUCCGGGAAGAACCUAUACAUUGCCUUCCCCUCUCUCCCAAAGAGCCUGCAUUUCCUCCUGCAUCCUUACUUCUACCAGUAGACCCACCACCUGCCAAAUCACCAAAACUAGCAACCUGGGAACCAUCCUCCUACCUCCCCUGCCGCAUCCAGUCAGACCCCAAAUGCUGCCGCUUGUACUUCCCAGCUGUGCACAGAUCCAUCCCAUCUGGCUCCUCUCUUGCCUAAGUCAUUGCAAUGACUCUUUUACUGGUCUUGCACGCCUCUCCUCUCAAACAGAAUGGAGGGAGCUUUCUAAACAUACAUCUGAUCCUCAUUAUUCACGGAUUCCAUAUUUGUGAGUUCGUCUACUCGCCAAAAUUUAUUUGUUGAACCCCGAAAUCAUUUCACAGUCAUUUGUAGAUGUGCACAGAGCAGAGAAAUCUCUGAGCCGCCUGGCGUGCGUGUUCCUGGCUAAGGUUAAACAAGGGGACACUCCGCCUUCUUUUUUCAGCUCCAACA